Molecule: messenger RNA, 3956 nt
Organism: Lagenorhynchus albirostris (white-beaked dolphin)
Lineage: Eukaryota; Metazoa; Chordata; Mammalia; Artiodactyla; Delphinidae
Gene: BACE1
Product: beta-secretase 1
Exons: 9
Coding region: 433-1929 (498 amino acids)
Biological process (GO): membrane protein ectodomain proteolysis; amyloid-beta metabolic process
Cellular component (GO): endosome; membrane; trans-Golgi network
Molecular function (GO): aspartic-type endopeptidase activity
Source: RefSeq, a predicted model, not a curated record
AGCUGGGAGCGGGAUUAUGGUGGCCUGAGCUGCAAACGCAGCUGUAGGAGCCCGGAGCCCCUGACCCUUCCCCUGCUGCCGCCCCGCCGGGAGGACCAGGAAAGCAGCCUCCGACCUGCCAUGCCCGCCCCGCCCAGCCCCCCGGGGGGCCCGAGCCGGCCUCUCCCGGACCUCUGUUGAGGUUGGACCGCUGGCCAGAUGUAGCCAGGCUCCGGAUCCGUCUUCUCCCCUCCUGUCUCUCUGUGGAUCUCUCCUGCCCGCUCCCCACAGCCUGGAGCCAGGGCUGGCCGAGGGGCCUGCAGGCGCUGGAGCCCUGAUGUCUCACCGCUCACUCUCCUGAGAAGCCACCUCCAGCACCCAGAGUUGGGGUCAGGCCACAGGGACGGUCGCAGGCUGGAGUGAGCCCAGAGCGCCCCAAGGCCAGGGCCCACCAUGGCCCAAGCGCUGCCCUGGCUCCUGCUGUGGAUGGGCUCUGGGGUGCUGCCUGCCCACGGCUCCCAGCCUGGCAUCCGGCUUCCCCUGCGAAGCGGGCUGGGGGGCGCCCCCCUGGGGCUGCGGCUGCCCCGGGAGACCGACGAGGAGCCCAGCCGGAGGGGAAGCUUUGUGGAGAUGGUGGACAACCUGAGGGGCAAGUCCGGUCAGGGCUACUACGUGGAGAUGACCGUGGGCAGCCCCCCACAGACGCUCAACAUCCUGGUGGACACAGGCAGCAGUAACUUCGCAGUUGGGGCCGCCCCCCACCCUUUCCUGCACCGCUACUACCAGAGGCAGCUGUCCAGUACAUACCGGGACCUCCGGAAGGGCGUGUAUGUGCCCUACACCCAGGGCAAGUGGGAAGGGGAGCUGGGCACCGACCUGGUGAGCAUCCCCCACGGCCCCAACGUCACCGUUCGUGCCAACAUCGCUGCCAUCACUGAAUCAGACAAGUUCUUCAUCAAUGGCUCCAACUGGGAGGGCAUCCUGGGGCUGGCCUAUGCUGAGAUCGCCAGGCCUGACGACUCCCUGGAGCCAUUCUUUGACUCGUUGGUAAAGCAGACCCACGUGCCCAAUCUCUUCUCCCUGCAGCUCUGUGGUGCUGGCUUCCCCCUCAACCAGUCGGAGAUGCUGGCCUCAGUUGGAGGGAGCAUGAUCAUCGGGGGUAUCGACCACUCGCUGUACAUGGGCAGCCUCUGGUACACACCCAUCCGGCGGGAAUGGUAUUACGAGGUGAUCAUUGUGCGGGUGGAGAUCAAUGGACAGGAUCUGAAAAUGGACUGCAAGGAGUACAACUAUGACAAGAGCAUCGUUGACAGUGGCACCACCAACCUUCGUCUGCCCAAGAAAGUGUUUGAAGCUGCUGUCAAAUCCAUCAAGGCAGCCUCCUCGACGGAGAAGUUCCCAGACGGUUUCUGGCUCGGGGAGCAGCUGGUGUGCUGGCAAGCAGGCACCACCCCGUGGAACAUUUUCCCGGUCAUCUCACUCUACCUAAUGGGUGAGGUCACCAAUCAGUCCUUCCGAAUCACCAUCCUUCCACAGCAAUACCUGCGGCCAGUGGAAGAUGUGGCCACAUCCCAAGACGACUGUUACAAGUUCGCCAUCUCACAGUCAUCCACGGGCACUGUCAUGGGAGCCGUUAUCAUGGAGGGCUUCUACGUUGUCUUUGAUCGGGCCCGGAAACGAAUUGGCUUUGCUGUCAGUGCUUGCCAUGUGCACGAUGAGUUCAGGACAGCAGCGGUAGAAGGUCCUUUUGUCACCCUGGACAUGGAAGACUGUGGCUACAACAUCCCACAGACAGAUGAAUCGACCCUCAUGACCAUAGCCUAUGUCAUGGCUGCCAUCUGCGCCCUCUUCAUGCUGCCCCUCUGCCUCAUGGUGUGUCAGUGGCGCUGCCUCCGCUGCCUGCGCCAUCAGCACGAUGACUUUGCUGAUGACAUCUCCCUGCUGAAGUGAGGAGUCCCACGGGCAGAAGAGAGAGAUCCCCCUGGACCACAUCUGGUGGUUCGCUCUGGUCACAAGGAGGAGACACAGAUGGCACCUGUGGCCAGAGCACCUCAAGACCCUCACCCACCCACAAAUGCCUCUGCCUUGACAGAAAAGGAAAAGCUGGCAAGGUGGGUUGCAGGGACUGCACCUGUAGGAACCAGGAGAGGGAAGAAAGAAGUGCUCUGAUGGCGGGAAUACCCUUGGUCACCUCAAACUUGAGUUGGGAAAUUCUGCUGCUUGAAACUUCAGCCCUGAGCCUUUGUCCACCAUCCCUUUAGAUUCUCCAACCCAAAGUAUUCUUCUUUUCUUAGUUCCAGAAGUAAGGUGACCCCAGUGUGUGUCUCUGCAGUACCCUAGCAGAGAAAGGGCCAAUCUUGUUUCCCUGCUGGCCACAGUCAGCGGGAACGGACGCACCGUUUGCUGUUUGCUUUAGAGAUAGGGACUGUAUAGACAAGCCUAUAACAUUGGUGCAAAGACUGCCUCUUGAAUUAAAAAAUAAUUUAAAAAUAAUUUGUACAAAUAAUUUGUACAAAUGGGGGUGGCUGGACGAGGAGAAGGAGAGGGAGUGCAAAGACAGGGAAGCUGGGAUCAAAGCGAGGCAAGGCCAGAACAUGACCGCUCGCCAGUCCCAGUUUUAGACGGCAUCUCCAAGAUAAGAAUCCCACCUUCUAAGAUGGGUGUUGCUUCCCAAUGUCUUCUUUUCUGUGGUUGCAGCCUGACCAAAAGUGCGAUGGGAAGGAGGGCUUCUCUAGCCAAAAAGCUCUUUUUAACUCUCUUAAAGGAAAAGUGCCCACUAAAACGUUCUGUCUAACAAAUGAAUUUCUACCUUAUUAAUUCCUUGUCCCUACCUGAACCUUCUACUGUACACGUGACUAGUAGCACUGAAACAUCCCCAACCCUGGAAGCCCCAGGUGCCCUAUGGGAAAGCAGCUGGAAUAGAGCAAAUAUAACAGGGCUGCACUUUGUCUUCCUGGCUACCUGUUCACCCCCUCCCCCAGUCCUACUUCUCCAGAGCUUUGUAGCUGAGGUGCUAAGAAUAGAUAGGAAACCUCUCCUAUCUAAUCCUUGAAAGCAGACUCUUGAAGAUUCAUUCAACAGGGAUAGAGUUGAUGCCCUAUACCCCCUGCCUGGAGUUCUUCCUGUUCAGCUGUAAGUGGUAGUAAGAUCUUGACAUAAUACAGAGCAGUUUCGUUGCCUUCUCCCUGUCUCUAAGGUCUCCCUCAUUUAUUCGGCUAAGGCAUCCCACAGUGGCACUAGUAUUAUACCAAGAAUGUCAGGAACACAGGGCUUUCUGGCUCCACCAGCAUCACAUUCAGUAUCAAGGCUGCGUGGAAAAAGGAUGACAGCCUCCGGGCUUCCUAAUUCCCUUCACCACAAGAGCCCCUUGAUGGAGGCCAUCCUUUGCCCCUAUCCUGCUCUUUAUUCCCCGCUCCUAAUAGUACUUGGGUACCCAGGCUGGUUCUUGGGCUAGACAGUGGGGACCAAGUUCAUUUCCUCCCUAUCAGUUCUAAGCCAGUCGACUAUGAUACCAGUGUUAAUGGGAAGAGCUGAAUUUUCUUACUAUUCCACUGGAUCCUAUUCCUCUCUGGUCAACACACUGCUUCCAAGUAUGGGACCUGCACAGCGUAGAAUUACCUGAUGAGGGAGAGGGAAAUACAAAGAGGGCCUCUGGAGAUCCUGGCCUCGGCCAGCUGCCCACAAGCCAUAAACCAAUAAAACAAGAAUACUGAGUCGCAGUUUUUUAUCUGAGUCCUCUUCAUUCCCACUGCACCUGGUGCUGCUUUGGCUGACGGGGAACACCCCAUAACCACAGAGACUGACAGGAAGACUGGAGACUGUCCACUUCCAGCUUGGAACUUACUGUGUAAAUAAACUUCCAGAACCGCUACCGUGAAAUGAAAAUGCCACAUUCCACUUUAUAAUUUCAACCCGCGUUGGGGAAAACUGGUUUUUCCCCCGCUCUUUCCAGGGUAUAAAACUCAACCCCUUCCUUA